Molecule: messenger RNA, 2970 nt
Organism: Lizanozyma spartinae
Lineage: Eukaryota; Fungi; Ascomycota; Pichiomycetes; Serinales; Debaryomycetaceae
Gene: PDR6
Product: Pdr6p
Exons: 2
Coding region: 1-2970 (989 amino acids)
Biological process (GO): protein import into nucleus
Cellular component (GO): nuclear membrane; cytoplasm
Source: RefSeq, a predicted model, not a curated record
AUGGCAUUCUAUGUUGAAGUGGCAGCUCACAUACAACAAUUAUACCUGUCACAAGAUGCAAAUGAAAUUAAACAUCUACAACAUCAAUUGCAACAAGUCCAAAAGAGUCCAGAAGCCCAUAUACUAGCCAAACACCUAUUAACCAGUCCUAUUCCAUCAGUUCGUUAUUUUGGUGCUCUAACCUAUACUGUCUACAUUAACCAAUACCGAGGGCUAGGAUGGGACCAUUUCCGUCCCUUAGUCACAGAUAUGCAAUUGUUUAUUUGGGAACAACUAAGAACUGGUACUUCUAAUUGGAAUGUAAUCAAGAAGCUAUUGAGUGGUUUAUCUUUGCUUUACAUUCAAUUCUACAAAAGUGGCUAUGAAACUCCGGUUGAAUCAUUAAUGGCUGGUGGUAGUGGUCAAAUUGUAACCUGGGAUCAAUUCAAUUCAGAGUCAAAAGAUGUAUGGCAAUUGUUAUUUACUUUUUUACAAAUACUAGUGGAGGAGAUCAUUAGAGCAGAACCAGACUCUAAGAUUCAUGAGUACGUUCAAAACCAUAUUUAUAGUGUGUUGAAUGGACUCUUUGGACAACAAUUACAAUGUCAUUCAAUUGACUUACAAUUGACAAAUUUAGAAUGUCUAAACUCGUGGAUCCCGUAUUUCACCUUUGCAGAAUCAAAUUCCAAUGUCCGAUACCCAGAUCUCAAUUUAAUACUUGAUUAUUGUCUUCAAGAGUCCAGUAGUUUGGAUUUAGAUAAGUUGCAGGUUUCUGUCAAAGCAAUGGCCAAUUUAACAGAAAUAUUAGAGGGUAACCGUGCAGUUAUAUCUGAACCAUAUAGAAAUACGCUUGCACAUAAUCUUUUUGAAGGAUUUGGGAUUGAUUUUAUUAAACAGAUUAUUCUUUCUGAUGAUAAACAGGAUUACGAAGAAGAAAUUACGGCGUUUGUCAGUCUUGUUAUGGCAUAUUUGGAUUUGGAUAUUUUGAAAUUAGCAAGAGAUUUUCUAUCCCCACAAAACCAAGUUAUACUUAAUAUUUUAUUGGAGCUUGUGAAAAUUGAUUUGGGUUACAAUGAUAGAGUAAGUGACCAAUUAUUGAAAUUCUGGGAAGAUUUGGCAAACGUAUUCUUUGGUGAUGAUGAAGUACUAAGGAAUUAUCAUAAAGUGAAUUAUUCUGGAUUUGUCCGUGAACGAAAUAACCUUUUUGCAAAACUUACAACCAUUUAUUGGUCAAAAUCAGUGAUUAAACCACAACUAUAUGAAGAAUAUAAAACAGAAAUCCAUGAUUUCCGAAGACAAGUCGCUGAUUUCUUUAUUGUGGCAUAUGAACUUUUAGGCAUGGAGCUUUAUCAUAUUCUUUCAAACAGUGUGCUUAAUAGCUUAAUAGGAUUGAAUACGUUGGCGGAAAAUGAACAAGAAGAAGAAAACAUAUGGAAAUUGGAAGGUUCCUUAUGGCUUCUUUAUAUGAUAACAGAUGAUUUAACCUUUUAUGAAACAGGUGUAUCUAAAGGUUUACAAGAUGACAUUAUAAACCUAUUAAACAAUGGACUUAUUCAAACGGUUUAUAAGCUUAGGUUUUCAAGCAGAAAUUUGAAUCCUAUUAUCUUUUCGACCCUUUUAAAGUUCACGUCUUCAAUAUCAUUCGUCUACUUAUUGCCUGAUGCCAGUUAUCAUCUUCAAUCGAUAUUGGAGAUGCUUUUUGGAUUUAGUUUGGAAAAGGGACUUGAUUUAUCUUUAAUAGCUUCUAAGACUUUACUAACAAUAUGUCUGAGCUCAAGAUCAAUAUUAAUUCCAUAUCUUGGUGACUUUGAAACUUCUACGUUCCAAAUUAUUGAUGAUACAACUAUGGAUCCACUAAUUGUCCAGAGAAUGGUGAAUGCCUAUAUUUCAAUUGCAUUGGCAGUCAAAGAUCCUUCAAGAUUUGGAAUGAUAAUUUUGAACUUGCUUCAGAAAAUUGAAAGUGCAUUCAAAGUUCCCCCUGAAAACUUUACUAGUGAAGAAUUGUAUUAUGAAUAUCAUUCAUUGAUGCCAUCCUUGGUAUUUCAAAUGGCUAAGGCUUCAAACUUACCUGGAGAACCUCAUGAUUUCUAUACAAAAGAUCAGAUUGUUGUAGUGGAUACUUAUUGGCAGACAGAUAUCUUACAAAUCAAAUCAUUUAUCUUACAUUUAGUAGGACAGUUCUCUCUUGUGGAUCAAAAACUUGCCUAUGAUGCCUCAAUCACUGAAAAAUGCUGUCAAAUACUUAAAAGCGGAUUAAAUGAAGUGGUAGAUGGUCCUUGUAAGUUCCCAAUAUCAUAUUGUGCUGAUUACUUAUCUACAAAAAUUGAGUCCUGUGAUCAAAACUCUCUACCUUAUUUAUAUGAACUUGUUCAAGCCAUUGUGGAUAGCAAUUACAAGGCCUUGACGUCUUCAGAAUUGGAAUUGGUUCUCAAUAAAGUAUUCCUAGAGAAGUCGACUCAAUUAAUGAGUGACUCCGACUCUAUACAAACAGUGGUGGAAUUAUUUGCAUCAAUAUUGGAGAGGAAACCUUCCCUUGUAAUUCAUUUGUAUAUGAUGUCAAUUGUUUUAGCUGAUUUUGCCUUACCAUCAAUUACUGCUAAUGAAACUCUCACCUUAAGAAGUGGGAUGAAAUUCUGGAAUGCCAUGAUAACUUUAAGACGAGGCUCUCAACAAGAUCAACAAAGAGCAAGAGAAAUGAUCACAGAAAUCGGACCCUCUCUUACCAAAAAUCUAAUGACAGGCUUUAUUGGUACUACCAGAUCAAACUUAGAAAUCUUUUAUCCUGUCUUCAGAAACUUGAUAGCAAAGUAUCAACUUCAGAUGAAAGAAUGGCUACAGGAUGUGUUGAUACAAUUAAAGAAGUUUGAUCAGACUAAAAUUGAUACCUUCAUUAAAAGGCUUUUGUUAACCAGAGGUCAACAUGCUUGUAACCAAAUACUUAAAGAGUUUUGGCUUGAAACUAAUGGGUUGGUUGACUACAGUUCAAGAUAA